GGCCCCACCCGCCGGCCGCGGGGCGCGCCCGCCAUGUCCUACCCGCAGUUUGGGUACCCCUACUCCUCGGCACCCCAGUUCCUGAUGACCACCAACUCCCUGAGCACGUGCUGCGAGUCCGGUGGCCGCACGCUGGCCGACUCGGGGCCCGCCGCCCCCGCCCAGGCGCCGGUCUACUGCCCGGUCUACGAGAGCCGGCUGCUGGCCACGGCGCGCCACGAGCUCAACUCGGCCGCGGCGCUCGGCGUCUACGGGGCCCCCUACGGCGGCUCGCAGGGCUACGGCAACUACGUGACCUACGGCUCCGAGGCGUCCGCCUUCUACUCGCUGAACAGCUUCGAGGCCAAGGAGGCAGCGGGGUCCGCCCACACCGGCCUGGCGCCCGCGGCGGCCACUGCCUACUACCCGUAUGAGCCUGCGCUGGGCCAGUACCCCUACGACAGGUACGGGACCAUGGACAGCGGCACGCGGCGCAAGAAUGCCACGCGGGAGACCACCAGCACGCUCAAGGCCUGGCUGCAGGAGCACCGCAAGAACCCCUACCCCACCAAGGGCGAGAAGAUCAUGCUGGCCAUCAUCACCAAGAUGACCCUCACGCAGGUGUCCACCUGGUUCGCCAACGCCCGCCGGCGCCUCAAGAAGGAGAACAAGGUGACCUGGGCCCCAAGGAACAAGUGCGCAGAGGAGAAGCGGCCCUUCGGGGAGGGCGAGGAAGAGGAAGGGGCCGAGGAGGAGGCCCGGGAGGAGCCCCUGAGCGGCGCCACGCACGAAGAGGCAUCCGGCGAAGAGGAGAAGGAGCUAGAGCUCAGUGACUUGGAGGACUUGGGCGCCCUGGGGGCGGAGCCCCCCGAGUGUGAGCUGAAGCCCCCUUGCCAGCCCCUGCGCAGCAGCCUGGACAGCCUGGAGCGGGGCCCCGGCGGCCCCGGCUGGGGGCUGAGCCCCUCACUCGCGCUGGGCAGUAACGCCGUCUCAGAAGCCAUUGACCUGGGCCCGUCCAGGCCCUCACUGGCCCGUCCAGGCCGGCCCGCCGCAGGUCGCUCCAGCCACUGCCCCCGCCUCGUGACACCCCGCGUCCUGGGGGAGCAGAGCCCCCCGGGCUGGGGGCCGGCUGGGUCCUCGCUUCAUCCCACCCGGCUGUACGGUUUCCGUCUCAUGUGCUCGCACGUGCGGGCCCGGACCAAGAAGGCGCGUGUGGCCCUGUCCAUCCGGCCGGCCCCUCCAGAGCCACAGUCAUUUGCACAGAAAACAAAGCUCAAAUGUGGGGAGCAGAGCCGCCCAGGGGCCCUGCAGGGCGCGCCUGCCAGCGGCUAG
Molecule: messenger RNA, 1311 nt
Organism: Condylura cristata (star-nosed mole)
Lineage: Eukaryota; Metazoa; Chordata; Mammalia; Eulipotyphla; Talpidae
Gene: IRX4
Product: iroquois homeobox 4
Exons: 7
Coding region: 34-1311 (425 amino acids)
Biological process (GO): regulation of transcription by RNA polymerase II; neuron differentiation; cell development
Cellular component (GO): nucleus
Molecular function (GO): RNA polymerase II cis-regulatory region sequence-specific DNA binding; DNA-binding transcription factor activity, RNA polymerase II-specific
Source: RefSeq, a predicted model, not a curated record